Messenger RNA from Papaver somniferum (opium poppy), 1200 nucleotides. RefSeq names its product nudix hydrolase 15, mitochondrial-like. Bases 150 to 1043 code for a protein of 297 amino acids. Gene Ontology annotation, biological process: coenzyme A catabolic process. The transcript is spliced from 4 exons. The record is from RefSeq and is a predicted model, not a curated record. Gene Ontology annotation, molecular function: acetyl-CoA hydrolase activity; coenzyme A diphosphatase activity. NCBI's taxonomy places the organism in Eukaryota, Viridiplantae, Streptophyta, Magnoliopsida, Ranunculales, Papaveraceae.
AUAAAAAUGAUCUUGAAGCGUAAAAUAAGAGAUUAACAACGUCAUCUUGCUAAAAUGAACCGCAUUGCGUAUGUUUAGAUCAGACAUUUCUCUGUACACCGUCUCUGAAACAAGUCGGUGUAAUAAUAAAUGUAAAAGAAGUCUCUUCAAUGAGAUUCAAUUACUCACCGAUUUCAAUAUCUCUUAAAAGAAGAUUACUAAUGGCUACAACUCCAACAUCCCCGACACCCAAUUCAUCAUCGAUUUCUAACUUAAUUGAUUCAAAUUCAUCCUUCGGAGGAUCACAAAGACUUAGAAUCUUAGCUCAGCAACUUCGUCUUUAUAAACCACCACCAUCACAUACAGAGAAUGAUGAAAUUGAUGAACAAAAAAGAGAAGAAAGUGGUGGUAAAGUCGUUUCUCAAUUAGGUUUUGCACAAUCUGCAACACCAAUUGCCGAUCCAGAACGAUUUACAUGUAAAAAAGCUGCAGUUCUUGUUUGUUUGUUUGAAGAUAAUGUUGGAGGUCUCAGGGUUAUUCUUACUAAACGUUCUACAAGACUUUCUUCUCAUUCAGGUGAAGUAGCUUUACCAGGAGGAAAAGCAGAUGAAGGAGAUGCAAAUGAUGAAGAGACGGCGACUAGAGAAGCUAAUGAAGAGAUUGGAUUAGAUCCUUCACUUGUUAAUAUUGUUACUGUGCUUGAACCUUUCUUAUCUAAGCAUCUCAUGAGAGUGGUUCCGGUAAUUGGCAUUCUUUCUGACCAACAAGCAUUUACGCCCAUACCAAAUCCUGCAGAAGUUGAAGAAAUUUUUGAUGCUCCAUUGGAGAUGUUUCUUAAGGACGAAAAUCGAACAUCAGAGGAGAGAGAAUGGUUGGGAGAUAAAUAUCUGAUCCAUUUUUUCGAUUACAAAGCAGAGAACAAGGAAUUUGUCAUUUGGGGUUUAACUGCAGGUAUCUUGAUUCGAGCUGCAUCCGUUGUAUAUGGCCAGCCACCAUCCUUCGUGGAGCAGACGCCUAAAUUUUGGGUUCCUAAAUAUGUUAAAAAAGGAACCACCAUGAGAUGAACACAUACAUUACCAUGCAGGUGGCUGUAUAUUUUUUGCUGUUUUUAAAAUUCAUGGAAGUCUGCGGACUAUCUUAUUGACGAUACUUGUAACAGUUGCUACUUAUAGUAUAUAUAAAAGCAAGAAAGGAAUCCCAAAUUGUUUUCUCGAUUGUAAA